CUGGCCAACCCCUGUCCCACGCCUCCACAGCGCGCAACUUGAACCGUCGUACCAUCGCGUUUUGCCGUCCGCACGAGGGCAACUGAACAGUUCAUAAAGCAUACAUCCAAAUCCAAUGCCUAUCGUCUUUAGACGGUUGGGUUGAGGAGAGAGAGUCCUCGGUGUGCCUAAGCUGCUCACGGAGUUGCUUGAAUCGUCUGCUGUUCUGAACUUCUGAUGGCUUGAAAUCGUAGUCAAAGAUCUAUGGAGGAGGAUCCGGCCUGCUGCGUUUUGGCCGGGGGCGCCAUGUCCAAACUUGCCACAAAGCUCGAUGGGCUCCUGAUUAGGAGUCCAGGGUGUCGACGGCUUCCUUGGGAAGUAAAGAACUUGCUGAUACCUCGCAUCAAGCAAAAUGUGGAAAGCAUGAUGGCAAUCAUCCAAGAGGACGGCGACGGCAACCCAUCAAGAGAAAUGAUCAGAUGCUUGACUAAGGAGGUGCGUGAGCUGUCGUACGACAUCCACGACUGCAUCGACGAGCACACCGCCGGUCCAGCCAGAGAUCAUGCCACUCGGCUUCUCUGGAGGAUGGAGCGGCACGUACGCCUGGCCAAGGCCAACAACAAGAGACGACGAUUCAUGGUACUAGCUCGUCGCCGUAACAGCAGCAAGCCAGUAACUUCAUGGCUCUCUGAGAGGCUCAAGGGCCGCCUAUGGUUGCUCGACAAGAUGCGAGAACUCAGCGCACGCUCUGAAGAGGCGCUGCGUCGGUACAACUCGUUUAACCGCCCUCUCAAGAAACAGAAAAAUGACGACAGCGACGGUAGCAUCAGCUCUACUGCUACUAGAUCUGUUGAGUCCUUCGGCUCUUGGAGUCCCCCUCUAAACGACCACGUCCUCCACCGGUGUGUUGGUAUCCAUGAUCUCGCCAGCAACACGCUUGAAACGUGGCUCAAGGGUGGAGAUAGCCUGAAGCUCAAGGUGGUAUCCAUGGUUGGGUGUGGAGGGGUUGGUAAGACCAUGCUUGCUAACGAGCUGUACCGUCGAAUUGGAGAGCAGUUUCAGUACCGGGCAUUUGUGGGGACCUCCGAGAAGCCUGAUGUCAGGAGGCUUCUCAUCAGCAUUCUUUCUCAAAUUCGGCCGCAACAGCCCCCCGGUAAUUGGAAGGUGCACAAUCUAAUUGGCGAUAUCAGGACACAUCUGCAAGAUAAGAGGUACUUGAUUGUGAUUGAUGAUAUAUGGGCCAGAUCAACGUGGGAUAUUGUUAACCUUGCUUUUCCGGAUGACAAUCAUUGCAGUAGAAUACUGAUAACGUCAGAACUUGAAGACGUUGCUCUGAAAUGCUGUGGUUAUGAACCUCAGAAUGUUUACAAGAUGAACCCCCUUGGUGAGGAUGACUCAAGAAAAUUAUUUUACAGUAUAGUUGGUUGCUCCCAAGAACUCGGUGAUGUUUCAAGCAGUAUCAUUAGAAAAUGCGGUGGUCUUCCUCUAGCAAUUGUUACUAUUGCCAGCCUCUUAGCAAGUCGGAUAGGCAAAACAGAGCAGAGGGAGUAUGUGGAGUAUGUUAAUAAAUCCUUGGGUUAUGGCUUGAUGACAAAUCCUACUUUGGAAGGGCUGAAACAAGUGGUCAGCCUUAGUUACAGAAAUCUUCCUCAGCAUUUGAAGGCAUGCAUGCUUUAUAUCUGCAUUUUCCCAGAGGGCUACAUAAUUUGUACGGAUGAUUUGGUAAAGCAAUGGAUAGCUGAAGGUUUUAUCUGUGCAACUCAAGAAAAAGAUGAAGAAGAAAUCUCAAGGAGCUACUUUGAUCAGCUUAUCAGUAUCAGAUUGAUCCAUCCUAUUCAUAUAGAUGGUAAUGGUAAAGUUUUGUCCUGCACCAUGCACCACAUGAUGCGUAAACAUAUUAUGCACGAGUCCAUUGUAGAGAAUUUCAUCGCUGCAAUAGAUCAUUCUCAGGCAGCUACAAGAUUCGCUCACAAGGUUCGUCGACUGUCUCUUCACUUCGGUAAUGCAGAAGAUGCGACUCUAUCCACAAAUAUGAGAUUAUCACAGGUUCGAACAUUUGCAUUUUUUGGGGCCUUCAAGUGUAUGCCUGCUGUUAUCAAGUUCCGGCUUCUUCAGGUUCUUAUCCUACACUUUUGGGGUGAGGAAGAGAGCAUCAAGUUUGAUCUCAGUAGCAUUUCGGAGAUUUUUCGUCUGAGAUAUAUGCAGGUCACAUGCAAUGUCACCUUAGAGAUACAAGAAGUGCAGAUGCUACGACGUCUGCAAUAUUUGGAGACACUGAAAAUAGAUGCAGCAAGAGGAAGUAGAAUGCUAUCAGGCAUCGUUCAUUUACCACGCCUGUUGCACCUCAGGCUUCCUGCUGACACAAAUCUUCUCAGCGGUGUUGGCCACAUGACAUCUCUACGUACACUAGGACAUUUUGAUCUCAGCACUAACUCAAUAGAUAAUGUACGGGACCUUGGUGAGCUAACCAAUGUCCAAGAUCUUCAGCUUACCUGUAGACCAGUGGACUCUUCUUGCUAUCUGGUGAAACAAAUGGAAUGUCUGAGCUCAGUUCUGGGGAAACUCAGCAAUCUGAAGAGUCUAACUCUGAAUAGUUCAAGAGUAGUGGAACUUGGUCGUCGACCUUCGAGCAUGAGCAUUUGCUGUGAUGUGCUGAGCAGCAUAUCCUCUCCUCCAGCACUUCUUCAGAGACUUGAGUGGUUACCGCGUGUCUGUACCUUCUCCAGCCUCCCGGAGUGGAUUGGACAUCUGGGCAAGCUCUGCGUUUUAAAAAUUGGGGUCAGGGAACUAGUGAGAAAUAACGUUGAUCUUCUCAAAGGAUUGCCUGCGCUCAUUGAUCUGUCUUUGUAUGUCCGCACAAAGCCUGCGGAAAUAAAUGUCUUCACCAAGGGAGGGUUCCUGGUUCUCAAGUACUUCAGAUUCAGGUGCAGUGUACCUUGUCUGAAGUUUGAGGCUGACGUAAUGCCUAAUCUCCAGAAACUCAAGCUAGGUUUUGAUGCAGAUGAAUCAAUUCAGUACGGUCCUAUAUGUGCUGGCCUCGAUCACUUGUCAAGUCUUAAGGAGAUCUCUGCGAAAAUUGGGGGGGAGUUUGAGGCGGACAUAAUGCCCAAUCUUCAGAAAAUCGAGCUAGGUUUUGUUGCACAAGGAGCAAUCCAAUACGGUCUUAUACCUGCUGGCCUCCAUCACUUGUCAGGUCUUAAGGAGAUCUCUGCAGAAAUUGGGGGUGCCAGUGCCAAUGAACCAGUUCGAAGGAUAGUCGAGUCAGCAUUGAGCGACGCAAUUAGGAUGCAUCCAGGACGUCCUAUAGUCAACAUACAGUGUGUAGAUCAGAUAUUUGGUGAGAAAGAUGAUCAGGACAACAGGUUACAAGAGAAAAACCACAUGACUCCGCAAAUAAAGGCUGAGCCUGUUGAGGAAGACCUAAAAAAUCGUGUAACCAUUCAGAAGGGCUCCGGGAAAGAUGCUGCCUCCAGGGAGAUAUCGAAAGGUCUUCCUGAAACUGGAGGCAGCUCUGGAGUAGUAAAGCUACUGUUUGUUGAUGCUGACAGACCAGAACAUCCACUUUUCACUGGUUGUCCGGUGAAAUGGCAGAAUGGAGAAAAUGCUAAGGUAGCAAUAUUCCAAAAUGAGAAGCAAAUCAUGGGCGGCGAUCUUUCUAAAUUGCAAAUUGAGAUUUUACCAGUUCAUGCUGAUUUCUUUACUGGGCGAGGACCAGAGGACUUCACCAAAGAGGAUUUCAACAAACAGAUAUACAUGCCUAAAGGGAAAGAAUCAGUCUUGACAACUGUUAAUCUGAAAAAUGGCGAGGCCUGUCUUGGUCCCUUCUUCUUCACGGAGAGCUCCAACAGGAAGAAUUUAAGAUUGGCGGCAAGAGUGAAAAGGCAGGAUCAUGCCGACCGAGUUCAAGAAGCAAUCACUGAUCCUUUUGUCGUCAAAGACCGCCGAAAUGAAUUACAUGAAAAGAGUCAUCAUCCAUCUAAGGGAGAUCCGGUAUAUCGGUUGAAACAAAUUUCCCGUAAUGGCAAAUAUUGCACUGCCCUUGCGGAAAAAAAUAUCACUACGGUGAAGCACUUGAUACGUCAGUAUCAUGUAGACAAAUCUGGUCUCCAAAAGCUUACAGGCAUGAAGAAACGUAAUUGGAGUACCAUGAUUGAACAUGCCACCACGUGUGCUCCGGGGGAUGAGAUCUUUUCUUAUAGAGUUGCAGAGGAAAAUUGUGAACUCUUAUUCAACGAUUUCUAUGAUCUUGUCGGUGUGGUGAUCAAUGGAUUGUAUGUUCCUAUCACAGAACUUGAUCAAUUUCUGAAGGUAUACAUUUCAUACUGUUCCACUUCCAUCUCAAUUCCGUUUCAAAAAAAACUUCCAUCUCAAUUAAGCAGUUGAUUUUGGCUAAAAUACUAAUGUGCUGGCAGAGUGGCAGUCACCUUGUAAAUGUUGUCACGCUUACUAAGGCACGUAGCAAAGAUUUUCUUUUGGAAAAUAGAAUAAUUUAGUGUCAUCCUGAACAGCUGUUGGCUAACCUAUCUCCAACAUUGCUGAA
Messenger RNA from Lolium rigidum, 4519 nucleotides. RefSeq names its product disease resistance protein RGA5-like. Gene Ontology annotation, biological process: defense response to other organism. Gene Ontology annotation, molecular function: ADP binding. The record is from RefSeq and is a predicted model, not a curated record. Lineage: Eukaryota; Viridiplantae; Streptophyta; Magnoliopsida; Poales; Poaceae. The coding region runs from base 244 to 4362 and encodes 1372 amino acids. The transcript has 6 exons.